This is a messenger RNA of Poecilia latipinna (sailfin molly), 3272 nucleotides long. RefSeq lists its product as uncharacterized. The transcript has 5 exons. The coding region runs from base 97 to 1317 and encodes 406 amino acids. The record is from RefSeq and is a predicted model, not a curated record. Lineage: Eukaryota; Metazoa; Chordata; Actinopteri; Cyprinodontiformes; Poeciliidae.
GUGGGUAUUGCAGUGCGUGAACGUCGUCGGGGUUAAAACGCGGCAGUAUUGGUGGAACUCUCAGCUGUUUCCUGCGUGUUUUGUUCCACGCCAGAAAUGGGGGGCAGAGAAUGUUGCGUGAAUAACUGUGGGAGCAGCUCCCACGACCACCAGGGCAGAAUGCUCCUGAACGGCCUGAGCUUCCACUGCUUCCCUGCAUGGAGAACGAAGGAAGGCGAACUUAUAUCGGAGUUAACGAGGCGGCGGAGAGAAGCUUGGGUGACCGCCGUGGGCCGCAGAGAAAUCACCUUCGACAGCAUCCCGUCCUCCAUGAGAGUCUGCUCCAGACACUUUGUCUCUGGAAAACCAGCAUAUGAGAUGCUGGACUCAGAUCCAGACUGGGUGCCGUCUCUCCAUCUGGGCCAUGAUGGUAAUGAUGAUGAAUGUGAAGAAAAGUCCUGGAAUAAAAGAAGAAGGUUGUCUUCUGCUGAGAAACCAGUAGAAGGAGCAGAUGGUGCUGCUGAAGCCAGGAAGCCUCCUCCGCCUGCUUGGAACGAAGUGAAAUCUGCUCUGCAGUCUCUUCUGGGGGGUAAAACCGUCAUCAGUCAGCAGCAGGGAGACGAUGAGCAGAACCAAGGCGCUGAGACGAGGACCGACUCCGGCUUCCGGGACUUCUUCAGGAACACUCUGGAGUCGUCUCUGGAGGCCUCCAUCCAGGCCAGAGCUCUCUCUAAGAGUCGGCCGCCGUCCACAGAGUACGAAGUGGAGCUGAACUUCAAGCUUCCAUCCCUGGAAAAGCCGUCCUCCUCUUCACCGGCGUGUGCGAACUGCUCCACCAUGCUGCAGAGGAUUCGAGAGCUGGAGGAGAAACUGUUUGAAGCCGCCAGCAAACAUAAGAUCAAGGUGCUGAACAGACCAAGGCAAGCGAUCACAGAGGAGACCAGAACCUCUGGGGAAGAGGGUGAGGCAACGGCUCACGUCGGACCAGUUCAAGGUGAACCGGACCCUGAAGCCACUCCUUCCACCUCCCGCCCUCCUCGUCCUCCUCAGCGCCGCCGCCACUACUUCAGGAAGGAGUGGCUCAAGCUCUUCCCGUUCCUCCGGUACUCCCCAAGGCUCAAUGUCAUGUGGUGCCACGUCUGCCGAGUUCAUGCGGACUCGUUCUGCCAGAACCACCGUCUGAUCAAAGGCUCCGAUCAUUUCACCAAGUCCAACAUCAGGAAGCACACCAACUCCGUCUACCACCAGCAGAACAUGCAGCGCUUCCUGUGGAGCAGCCGCCCGCCGUCCGAGGAGCCGUGGGAUCUGUCGGAUCCAUCCGCUGAGCCACAAUCAUAACAAGAAGCGAAAACAAAGGCUGCCGAUAAGUUUUUACUGAAUAAGCUCAUCAGUAUAAUAGACAAAGUGUUAAAAAUGGCUCCUACGUUGGUUUGCAAUUGUUGUGCGUUACAUUGGUGAAUGUUUUUCCUGUCAUAUCAGAACCUUUUGGAGGCCUGAAACGUCUACGCCCCGAAACAACAUGGCCUCCAUCGAUUCGCUACUUUCUGAUCUUUCUGGUGGCUCUACAACUUCUGAAAGAGAGAAACUGGAGCUGGGUGGCUUUUGACGAUUGAAGUUUUGGAAAAUAUGUUUGUGUUUUUUCACCAACACACUCCUUUGUUUACAUAUUCUAGAGUGAUGUCAGCGGACCUAGAGCCGCCAUCUUGUUUGAGGAGCGUGUUUGACAGCUCUGUUUUUAUUUGGACAUUGAAUUCAGGUCAACUUUACAACAGAAUAUUAGUGUGAGGCUAAGAUUAUUUUUGUUUUAAUUAUGAUAAUGCCAUAAUGUAGGAUUCCCAUAUUUUUGAGUAACGUCAGCGCGCCAUGAGCCGCCAUCUUGUUUGUUAACAGAUGCAGCUUCUCUUUAUUUGGACUUUGAAUUCAGGUCAAUUCUACGUCAAAAUAUUUUAGGUCAGGCUAUAAUAUUUUUAUUUUAGUUAUGAGAAUAAAUAUUACAAAAAUACAGUCAAAAUAAUACAAAAAUGUCAUGCUACCAUAAUAAAGUUGUAAUUUUAUGAGAACUCCAACACAAUAACAAAAAGUUAAAAUGACGAAUGUUGAGUAUCUUGAGAAGUUAUACUUUAGCAUCGGUUUUGCAGAUAAGAACAGAGGCGGUCUUAGCCUGCCUGGCUCCCCCCAAGAUGUCGCCCGUAUCAGAAACCUCCACUGGAUAAGAUAAUACUUCACUUUUUAACGCAUCAGCGUCAAAUUGUUGGGACUUUGAAACAAUUGUACAAUGACUGAGUCUAAGAAGAAAGAAUAACACAAACUGCAUUGGUCACGUCAGAUAACUAAGCUAAUUUUUGUCAUUUUAAGAAUUUGUUUCUUUUAAACUUGUCUUUUUCUGCUAAUAUUAUGACUAUAUUAUUAUUAAACAAAAUCCCUCGUAGAUGGCCCUGAUGUUCGUAGUACAACUCAAAGAAGAAAAGAUAUUUUCUAUCAUUUGUAAGUUUUUUUUUCUUCUUUUUAGAAAAGAAAGCAGUCAUUAAAAAAAUCAAGUGAAAUCGGAUCUGGUAUGAAAAAAUGUGGAGAUAUUAUUUUUAAACCAUAGAAACAUUCCUGAAAUCGAUCAGAUCAACUUUUGAAACGUCACCAACUCUAGGCCAGUUACCAUGGUAACAAACCCGAUAGGAGCCGAAGCAGGUUGUUACGAUACUGCUGAGCAGGUAUCGCUUCUCGUCGUCUUAGCCGGGAAGCUAAAGCACCCGUGGAAAUAUACAUUUUGAUCAAAUCAAUGGAGAUUAAAAGAACCGUAUCCAAAAGGCAAAACAAAUGGUUCCGAUUGGAGCCGCCUGUGUUACGAGCUAGUAAAGCUAACUUCCGUUUCUCACAAUGACGGCUGCUGCUGCUGUUUUUCGGUUGGAUCCCCGACUUUCGUCUUCUUUAUGACUGUUUUUGUUUUGUUCCGGAAAUAAAUUUCCCACUUCCAGUUAUGAUCCUAGAUUAGUACAAUCUGUUAACUGCUGCUGUUUUGGUGAGAAAGUUUAUAUUUUCUGACUAAAUCUGUGAAAUACGGAAGCAUUCAACUGUCAGAGCUUAGAAAUAAAUUCUGGAGCACUAAGAAUAAGAAUGGUAGUAACAGUAAAACAGAAAUACCUCCUGUGACAUUUUUUUAACAAGUUACUUCAAGAUACUUCACCUGAAUUUAUUUCUAAGCUCUGGCAGUUAAAACUGUUAAGCUGUGUAUAUAUGACACUAAACCAUUUAUUUUUUUAUUUUAAAAGUGCAUUAAAGAAAGGCCUUAAUGAAGUUGA